AUGCCGGAGCCCAUCACCUUCAGCGUCUGUGCAAGUCAAACACCCAUGCAGGCAUAUGGACAGGGCAUUAGUGCAGCAACGCUGGAUGUAUCCACUAUGGAAUCUGUCGACUUCUGUGUUCAGUUUUCUUCUGCGGAUUCUGUCUUUGGUCUUGUUGUUGAUGAGGGUUCUUUUUCGUCUUCUGCUGAGGAGUCGUUUAAUUAUUUUGCUUUGUCACGUAAGUGCCGUGCUGUCCAAUGCGAUCUCCUGUGUUUGCCUGCUGAUAUUCUUUUCUCUGGGUCGUCUGUGGAGUUAGAGGAUUCGACGGUUUCAGAAACCCACUACACCUUUUCUGCUUCUCAUUCUGUUGCCUGCCAGAUGUCUCUUCCUUCUCUAUUGUCACUUUUGGAUUUCGAUCAUUCUUCUGGCUUUGGCAGCCAGUCUCUCAUGUCUGAAUUCAUUACCGCAUCUGAUCUUGUCCGUGAUUUCUUUAUUUCCCGAUCGAAUUACCAUGAACUUGACCGUUAUCUCUCAUCCUUGGGUUUUGGUCGAUUGAAUUCUGAUCAGUACGACUGUCUUAUAGACCGUGGCUUCCUAGCUGAGUUUUCUUCUCAGUCCGUUUCUGAGCGUCUCGCUUCUGCUGAUGUUUGUACGCAAUGGCCCGGGGAAAUUGUUGUACAAGAGGAAUUCGAGGAAACGCUUUAUGUUGAUGACUCUCUAUCUUCUGACGAUGAGGACCUUUACCUUCGUCGUCUUCACCGGGGCCAGAUUUCUGAAACUGCCUGCCAGGUUCAAUCAGAAUUCUUCAGCAGUGAAUUUCUUGCGACAGAAGAUACUGAAGUAGAGCAAGAACCUCACUAUUUAAGUGAUUACCGUCAACUGGAAGUCAUCAAUGAGUCGAAAUUGCUGCGACAAACUACCAACUACGACAUCGCUCGAUGCCAAACAGGAAAUACUGUAGUUCCCAUAAAAACCGAAUUUUGGGAAGAUAUCAGUUACAAUGAAUCCACCCGGGCGAGCCAGACAACUAAUCUGCCCGCUACCUAUAUCGAGCACUUUAUGAAAAAAUACAAACAGACGGAGAAAGAAGAUCGUUAUAGGCCAUGCCUGCACGACUUGGAUGUAACUACCUACUUCUUUGAUGAGGAUAUACACGAGGAGGAAUACAGACUGAGGUUGCAGCACCUCUCGCCUUCGUUGAUGUCCUCACUGCCGUAAGUUGAAAUGUUCAUUCAUUCUUUACUAAUGGAGACUGGCUAAUACUCUUAAAUGGAAAUGGUGUUACAACUGUUAAUCUCCUAGACAUUUUAAAAAGCAAAUGUUACUUAGGCCGAAGCUAUGAAUAUUCGACAUCGAAAUUCUCCAGAGGACUGAACGUUUUCUCGACUCGAACUUUAUAUUUCCGAUACAAGCAGGCUUUCCCACUUAAUCGUAUGCCUUAAGAAUGCCCAGUUCACUAUAUUGAGGAGAAAUAGUCAACAUCAUCUAAGAAUUCAUGGAGCAUUUUUAUCAGUAAAUAUUGUUGUCUUUACCCACACAUUUACAGCAUCAAAUGAAAACUCAAAUUUACUAUAUAGUAACCACCAACGUUAAUGGCACACCAACAAAGAACUCGUCACAUUCACGUACGCACAAAUCUGUCUUCUUAGAAGCAAAAGGGUCCACGUUCUUCUUUUAAACCCAACCAGACAAAUAAACGCCUUUAAAUCAAGUUUUGGUAAAUGAAGUGGCAAACUAAUAAAAACCAGGGAAAUAGAGAAACUGUCACGAGUCAUAUGUCGCAGCCCUUUAUGUGUGCUCCGAAUAGAAAUUAGAGUAUUGUAGUCGGUGCUUUUAAAGAUAUCCCACAGUCUUUUUAACCCCAAAACCUCAUUCUGGUUAAUAACAAAACACACAUUCCUUCCUAAGAUAGUACAAGCUUGACGCUAUCAUCAGAAUGGACAUAGAUUGCGCAGUCAUUAUUUUGGCCGUCUUCUUUGUUUAAAGCUAGUUCUUAAACAUAUCAUUGCCUGUACUUUGGCGUAAUGACAGAUUAAAGUCCAAUUACCAAGAUAAUGGGUGUCUGCGUAAACUUGCAGGGUAGGUUAAUUGCAAAUGUCUCAAUCAGAUCGAUAUCUUGCUUUCUAUUACUUCCCUGUCAUGACUCUCAUCGUGCAUAAUUAACCUCCCCGAUUUCAUUUCCUUCAGUUCGGAUAGCAUGGUUGUACAAAUACGUCAGCAGGUCGUCGACUAUGAGCUAUGCCAAAUGGUUAGUCAUCUGGACUCCAGGCGAUGGAACGACAUCCGAGAGGUGGCAAGUCCCAUCACAGGUCUGUUCGCACCAAUCAACAUUGCGAUUCGUCGGGGAUGGAUCCAAAUGGGUAAUCGUAAUGAAUACAUCGAUCCAUCCACAGGCCAUCACAUCCCACUAGAGACCGCCCUCGCCCAGGGUCGUUUGCGCAUGGCUAACACACGAAGCGCCUCGACAAGGGGACCGGCAGAGCCGUCACUCAUGUUCAUCGAACGAGAGUCUUAUGGCUGGUAUCGGGCUGAGGCAACGCACGUUGUGAACACAAAGACCCACGAAAAACUGAGCAUCACUCAAGCCAGAUCAGAGGGGCUUAUAAAACGAGAGGAGGAUGACUCGGUGUGGAUUCAGGACAUACGGAACUCUCGAUGGGUGUCAGCAGACGAAGCCGUUGCGUCAGAAAUCCUCUUUGUAGAGAACAUAGAGAAGAUCGAAAACAACGAAGUGGAACUUUGCGAACGCACAGAAAGUACUGUGAGGGCAUACCACGUGGACGCCAUCAAGCCCGCCGGUGAGCCGUGCGAAUGGUUGAGUACUGAUGACGCAGUAAGACUAGGUUUCUUUAACCCGCAGACCGGUGAUGUGGCUGUCGAUUGGCCAGCUAGACCCGCGUACCCUUCACUAAACUCCUCAAGAAGCACAAUCUCCAUGAGCGAAGACUACACAGUGCACCACUGGUGCAGUUUCCUGACGGCCCGUCAAGCUGGCUGGAUAAAGAUGCGACCAGAGUUGAACACUCGGCGUUGGGUCCCUUUAACUAGGCCGGGUACAACCAACCCAAACCGCCGUCUCAUUGCUUCGACUGCCAAGCCAAUCUACAGCGAAUGCGAAACUAUCCAAAUGGAAAUGUCCUACCAUCACGAAUUCCUUAGUCACAGCGAAGAUCAGCACGAAUCAUUCCAACUCUACCAACGCCAGCACCCAUCGGAAAUAAGCUACUAUCCGGCACAUCGACUGGAGGGGGAGUAUGAAGAGCUGGACUACGAAGCAUACAAUGAAUCUCAGUACUAUCAGAGCUUACGUCAAGCGCAACCCCAAGAGGUAUCGCGAAUUUGGACCAGGGAAGUUGACUACCACGAGUCCUCAGAGACAACCGAAACAGCCCAAUCCUUCGCAAGAAGACGACGCCGGUGUGACUAA
This is a messenger RNA of Spirometra erinaceieuropaei, 3406 nucleotides long. The record is from the annotation of a GenBank genome assembly. Lineage: Eukaryota; Metazoa; Platyhelminthes; Cestoda; Diphyllobothriidea; Diphyllobothriidae.